This is a messenger RNA of Oncorhynchus masou masou (cherry salmon), 2542 nucleotides long. Its product is annotated as interferon-induced GTP-binding protein Mx3-like. Gene Ontology annotation, biological process: defense response to virus. The record is from RefSeq and is a predicted model, not a curated record. The coding region runs from base 314 to 1831 and encodes 505 amino acids. The transcript has 11 exons. Gene Ontology annotation, molecular function: GTP binding; microtubule binding; GTPase activity. Gene Ontology annotation, cellular component: cytoplasm; microtubule; membrane. NCBI's taxonomy places the organism in Eukaryota, Metazoa, Chordata, Actinopteri, Salmoniformes, Salmonidae.
GGUGCAGGGCGCGCAGCAACGAUGACUAAAGUGGCUAUUAGGAUAUGAAUAUUUUAUAUUCAUGCUCUGAGAUCAUGAUCCCAGCUAGCCCGGGGAAGUGCUGGUCGGCUUGUUUAGCUGUCCAUAUGAUCUGACAGAGUUGCUGGAGAACGUUUGCUCGAUACUGCUGUCUGUUCAGUGUGCACUGAGUGCUAAUGCGCAGGCUCUUAAUCCCAGUAAGAAAGAUGGCAGCAACCACGAAAAAGUGAAUGUAUUGUAACACGAUGCCCUCUCGAGCUGAAGAUGAAAAGGAAGAAAGAAGGAGAGGAAUGGCAUGGAAAAAUCAGCUGCCAAGACCAUGAAGAGGAGAUUGAGGAUCCCUCUGAUGUGGAGAAGAAAAUUCGUGAAGGACAAAAUGGCAGGUGUGGGGGUGGGUAUCAGUGAUGACCUUAUCAGCCUAGAGAUUGGCUCCCCUGACCUCACACUCAUCGACCUGCCAGGCAUAGCUGUCAAGGGUCAACCUGAGAACAUUGGUGAACAGAUUAAGAGACUGAUACGGAAGUUCAUCACAAAGCAAGAAACAAUCAACUUGGUGGUUGUGCCAUGCAACGUUGACAUUGCAACCACAGAGGCUUUGAAGAUGGCACAAGAGGUGGACCCUGAAGGGGAAAGGACAUUAGGCAUCCUGACCAAGCCUGACCUGGUAGACAAAGGCACAGAGGAGAUGGUGGUGGACAUAGUUCAUAAUGAGGUUAUCCACCUGACUAAGGGCUACAUGAUAGUCAAGUGCAGGGGACAGAAAGAGAUCAUGGAGCGAGUCUCACUGACCGAGGCCACAGAGAGGGAGAAGGCUUUCUUCAAAGAGCACGCUCAUCUCAGCACACUUUAUGAUGAGGGCCAUGCCACCAUCCCUAAACUGGCAGAGAAAUUAACUAUUGAAUUGGUACAUCAUAUCGAGAAAUCCCUGCCUCGUCUAGAAGAGCAGAUUGAGGCAAAGCUGUCAGAGACACAUGCCGAGCUGGAAAGAUAUGGUACCGGGCCACCUGAGGACUCGGUAGAGAGGCUGUAUUUCCUAAUUGAUAAAGUGACUGCAUUCACCCAAGAUGCCAUCAACCUGAGCACUGGGGAAGAGAUGAAAAGCGAAGUUCGUCUCAACGUCUUUUCCACACUCAGACAAGAGUUUGGGAAAUGGAAGUUACACCUGGAUCGCUCUGGAGAAAACUUUAACCAGAGGAUUGAGGGAGAAGUGGCUGAUUAUGAGAAGACGUACCGUGGAAGGGAGCUGCCAGGGUUCAUCAACUACAAGACCUUUGAGGUGAUGGUGAAAGACCAGAUCAAACAACUGGAGGAACCAGCAGUCAAGAAACUGAAGGAGAUUUCAGGUAUAACAAAGAUUGAGGCCAUUAAGCAGGUGAAUGAGUCUACAGCUGAGUCCAUGUUGAGGACUCAGUUCAAGAUGGAGAUGAUAGUGUACACACAGGACACAACCUACAGCCACAGUCUGAGUGAGAGGAAGAGGGAGGAGGACGAAGACCGACCCUUAACUGAGAUAAGGAGUACGAUCUUUAGCACAGACAACCAUGCCACCCUACAGGAGAUGAUGCUGCACCUCAAGUCCUAUUACAGGAUUGCCAGUCAGCGUCUGGCUGAUCAGAUUCCCAUGGUGAUCCGCUACCUGGUGGUGCAGGAGUUUGCUUCCCAGCUGCAGAGGGAGAUGCUUCAGACUCUGCAGGAGAAGGACAACAUCGAGCAGCUGCUGAAGGAGGACUUUGACAUCGGCAGCAAGAGGGCUGCACUGCAGAACAAGCUCAAACGCCUGAUGAAGGCACGCAGCUACCUAGUGGAGUUCUAGUAUGGACAGCUGCUUGUUAACAUUUAGGAUGUUCUUGACUAAUGCCAGAUGGAUUGGUCAAUGGAAGUAGACCUACAGGUGUGUUGCAGUGGGGUUUGGCGUAGAUUCUGUGAUCUCAGUUCAUUGCAUAGUAAAUGUAAUAGAAGUUACUAUGCAAUCAAUCCUUUGUUAUCAUUUUUUGUUGAAUAUUAAACUCAAAUGUCUGAUGAACGCAAGCAGCUAGUCUACCAGGUGGAGUGGAACCUGCCUGAUCACAUUUGGGAACAGAGAAGGAAGUGCAAUCAUUUUAUUGAAAGGCAAUGUAUAACUUGUGGUUUAUAUUUCUUCUGACAUACAUUUUAUUGUUAUUGUGUCUCCUUUUUAUCAUGUCUGGAUGGUGGGCCUGUGGACCACUGCGCAUCAACUAAUGGCCUCACAAUUAGGGUUUAUCUAUGUUAAACCAAGUUGUAUAUUUAUUAUAAUGUCUUUAAAAACAUUUAAGCCAAAUAAAAAAUGUGUGAAGAAAAAAAAACACUAUUAUUGCACUCUUGAUGAGACCUCUCAAUCUGAAGUAGAAAUGUUAUGGUGAAACAGGUCCAUCUACUGGUCUAGCCUAGGAAUGACGCCAUGACUCACCCGUCGCACUAACUUUCAAUGAAGAAAUGAAAGUGAAACAUACCGUGUAAAAUACGAUUUCCAGGAAUAACAACGGCUGUUUUGUACCCAUUAAAG